AUGAACAUCUUGCGAGUGCCCGAAGUUGGUGCGACCGCUUCGGGCGACAAGGCGCGGCCCACCUCGUGCGAGGGAUACGUGACCAAGAGAGGCCACUUCCGCAAGUCCUGGCGCGUCCGGUUCCUCGUGCUGGAUGGGUCGAACCUGAACGUGUCGUACUAUGAAAGCCGCGCGGCGUGCCACCCACCGACCGGCGAGCCGUCUGCACCCAAAGGGAGCUUCUACUUGUCGAGCAUCGAGCCGCACGAAUACGUCGUAGGCGUCAUGGGGGCCGCCGAGAAACCUUUCGGCUUCAAGAUGGUGGGCCACGCCCCCAGGAAGGGAUACGUGGAACUGGACGUGUUCGUCGAGACACUCAACGACCGCAACAAGUGGCUCGAAGUCGCGCGCAAUGCGCUGAGCGCCAAGCGCCAGCUAACGCGCCAGGCCAUCGACCAGAGCGUCAGUCCGAACCGCAAGAACCUCUUCGGCUUCAACAUCUCCUUGUCCCCCCAGCCGAACAUGUCGCCGCAGAAGCAGAUGCAGACCUUGACCAAGAGCAGGGAUGAACUCCUGUCCGACGCGCUGCGCGACAUUGAAGCGGCUAAACAGGUCGGCCGCGAGGCUUGCAAUGAGAUCGUGACCCAGGGCGAGAAGCUCGACGCCAUCGAGCAGGACCUGAGUGCCAUCGACCGCGACCUGGAUUUCGGGGACAAGCUGCUGCGUCGCCUCAAGAGCCCCACUCUGCAUCUCUUCUCGGACGACUCGCGUCCUAAAGCCUCUGCCUCAAAGGCGAGCUCUCCUCAGCGGUCGCAGCAGUCUGGCAGACCCCCGCGUCUCCCACCGGCCAUGGACAGCAUCAACGACGCCGGGGUCAGUGACUUGGAGCGACUCGCCCAAGCGCUGGGCGAGCUUGAAGUGCAGGCCGAGCUGCUCAACGGCGAGGCGGGUCGAGGCACGCAGCAGAUCGAGCGCAUCGAGCACCAGCUCUCGAACGUCACUGCGCGCGUCGAGAAGCAGACCAAACAGGCCUCGGCAGCGCUCGAUUCCGGCCCAAGACUCUUCUAG
Molecule: messenger RNA, 1047 nt
Organism: Phytophthora sojae
Lineage: Eukaryota; Oomycota; Peronosporomycetes; Peronosporales; Peronosporaceae
Exons: 1
Coding region: 1-1047 (348 amino acids)
Source: RefSeq, a predicted model, not a curated record